UUUGCGAGACAAAAGCGAUCCUUGUACUAUGCAGGAAACAACAUUUAUUAAUACAUUUCGAUUCUCAAAAUCGCUAUGCAAAUAUACCUUUUGAUCUGCGUUUCCUGGCGUGUUUAUAUUUUUACGGGCAUGGCUCUUACCAAAAAUGCGUUGGUAAUAGUUAUAAGCUUUCUAUGAGCCAGCCCUCUGUGUCUAGAGCUCUGCACUUUAUUUCGAAAUUAAUUGUGGAUGUUAAGGGCAGUGAAAUUUGUUUCCCUUCAAGCGCGCAGGAUGUUUCGGAUACAAAGAAGGGAUUUUACACGAAAUUUGGGAUCAAGGGCACAAUCGGCGCAAUCGACUGUACCCAUAUUGGGAUUGUUUCACCCUCAAGCACAGACGCCACUACUCCUCUCUCACUUUUCAUGAACCGGGAAGGAUUUUACAGCCUUAAUGUAGAAGCAGUUUGUGAUCAUCGACUUCUGUUCAAAGCACGUAAUACCAUUGACAGAGCCUUUGGUGUUUCGAAGUCACGAUUCCGGUGCCUCUCAAAACACCGCAUUCUUCAUUACAGCCCUCAAAAAGCGUCUUUGAUUAUUUACGCGUGUACAAUUCUUCACAACAUUUUACUGAAGCAUGGUGUGGCUGCAGACCUUGGCUUCGAAGAAAUUUUAGAAGAAUCACAAGACACUAGAUAGAACAUUACAUUACAUGUCUUUAUAGUAUACAUACAUAUGUAUGUAUAUAUUUCCAGUGGCGUUAUGUACUAUAAAUAUAUAUAUAUAU
This is a messenger RNA of Bactrocera dorsalis (oriental fruit fly), 762 nucleotides long. RefSeq names its product putative nuclease HARBI1. The coding region runs from base 174 to 674 and encodes 166 amino acids. The transcript is spliced from 3 exons. Lineage: Eukaryota; Metazoa; Arthropoda; Insecta; Diptera; Tephritidae. The record is from RefSeq and is a predicted model, not a curated record.